Molecule: messenger RNA, 1091 nt
Organism: Zingiber officinale
Lineage: Eukaryota; Viridiplantae; Streptophyta; Magnoliopsida; Zingiberales; Zingiberaceae
Product: PRKR-interacting protein 1 homolog
Exons: 2
Coding region: 346-900 (184 amino acids)
Biological process (GO): negative regulation of protein kinase activity
Cellular component (GO): nucleolus
Molecular function (GO): double-stranded RNA binding; protein kinase binding; protein kinase inhibitor activity
Source: RefSeq, a predicted model, not a curated record
GCGAAUCUUGCUCGCCGUCGCCGAGGACAUCACUGCAUUUCCUUCUUAUUCCUAGACCAAGCGAAAUUCGCCGGCCCGCUCCGCCCGAAACGAAUUGGACCGGGCCGGUUUGAUCCGCGCAUCUACGCCGGCUUUAUCUCUACAAAACCCUAGUCCGAUUCUGGCCGGUGUCGUCCGAUCGACGACCCUAUCUAUCUCCUUGUUCCCGGCGACGCUCGCCGGUUGCAUUUUAGGCUGUUACUUCUAGGUUCUCGCUGAGUUGUUUCCUAUCAUUCUUUCCGGAAGCUAAUUGAUCGGUGUUAUAGCUUUACUACAGGGGAGGAUACGCCUUCCUCAUCCAUCGCGAUGUCCGGGGCGUCGGGGGACGGAGGCGGCAGGCAUUUAGGCGAUCUCCAGUUGGUUGCUGUUUCUUCCAAGACUGGCGCCGUCGCGGAAGCGGCGCCGGCAGGACGGGAUGGUGCUAUUGUGGAGUACGCCAAGAGCGGGCCUGUUCUGAGGGAGGACGAAGAGGACCUUGAGGUCAAGCUUAGACGGAUCAUGGAGAACGUUCCUGUUCGUGUUAGCAACACCUCGGGGAGUUCUGCUGGAUCUGGCUCCGGCGAUUUCCAUCAGUACCGGCAAAUGAGGAGGAAAGAGCAAGAUCGACUUGCAAGGAUGAAUGUUGAUUACCAGAAAAGAAAAGAGAUAGCAGAGUUCAAUAUGAGGAGGGAAGAAAGGCUGAAAGCUGCUGAGGAAAGGACGUCAAAGAAACGUUUGAAACGCCAAAAGAAGAAACAAAGGAAGAGGGAGAAGAAGAGUCAAGCUGGCCAUGGAGGAGAGGAAGAAACUAGAAAGAAAGAAUCCUCGGAUGAUAAAGACUUCGACGACAAUGAUGAUGAUGAUGAAGAAUUGAAGAAGUAACACACUGGCAUCAUUGUAUCUUAAAACUGAUAACCAAGAUGUUUGUUGAACUGAAAUAAUUCAGUUGACAUGUUAGAUUCUCUCUAUUUAUUGUUGAUGAAAUGUCGACAUGAUGUUAAUGUAGAGAUGCUGUAGCUGUUGGUUUUCUGGGGUUCACCUAAAUAGCGAAAUUUGUUAUUUUAAGAAGAUAA